AGUAGGCAGAACCCUGCUCCCAGCCUCCCACCACCAUCUCUCCCUCCCCUCUCUCUCUCUUUCACUGUCUCUCUCAUUCUCCGGAGAAGUCCUGCCGUAGACUUUCUCUGGGUGCUGGAAUCAAUGUGGCACGCCAGGAUCUUGCACUGUGCAGCAGAGGCAAUGCAACUUUCCCCACACUGUGUCCCAUGGCUGACUGCUUCCUGAGAUGACUACUGGACUUGUGUUGUGUGAUUGCAAAGAUCAGAGGGACAACGUUGUGAGAUGAUUGCAGCCACCAACCUCGCUGUUUUCCACUCCCUGCCUGUUUUGACUUGAAAAGACCAUGACAGAAGUCUUUCUAUCAGCUCUUUUGAAUGUUACUCAAAGCACUUUGCUGGCAAGUGGCUCAUCUGCUGGGAAUGUCACAAAAUGCUCUCUGACAAAGACAGGCUUUCAGUUCUAUUACCUCCCUGCUGUGUAUAUAGUGGUUUGUAUCACAGGAUUUAUUGGUAAUAGUGUGGCAAUAUGGAUGUUCAUUUUCCACAUGAAGCCAUGGAGCAGUAUCUCAGUCUACAUGUUCAAUUUGGCACUUGCAGAUUUUUUAUAUGUCCUUUCGCUCCCAGCACUGAUUUUUUACUAUUUUAAUAAGACGGACUGGAUUUUUGGGGAUGUCAUGUGCAAACUGCAGAGGUUUAUAUUCCAUGUGAACCUGUAUGGAAGCAUUCUGUUCCUGACCUGUAUCAGUGUGCACAGAUACACAGGGGUAGUGCAUCCACUCAAAUCACUUGGGAGGCUGAAGAAGAAAAAUUCUAUCUACAUCAGUGCCCUGGUCUGGUUCAUUGUUAUUGCUGGUAUUUCUCCCAUCCUGUUUUUCUCUGGUACAGCGGUCAGGAAAAAUAAAACCAUUACAUGCUUUGAUACAUCUUCUGAUGAUUACUUAAGAAGCUACUUCAUCUACAGCAUGUGCACAACUGUCUUUGGCUUCUGCAUCCCUUUUAUACUAAUUCUGGGAUGUUAUGGAUUAAUUGUUAGAGCUUUGAUCUACAAAGAUAUGAACAAUGCUCCCCUGAGAAAAAAAUCUAUUUAUCUGGUUAUUAUUGUAUUGACUGUAUUUGCUGUUUCGUACCUUCCUUUCCAUGUAAUGAAGAAUCUGAAUUUAAGAGCCAGGCUUGAUUUUCAGGCUCCUGAAAUGUGCUUCUUUAAUGAUAGAGUGUAUGCCACCUACCAAGUGACUAGGGGUCUUGCAAGCCUCAAUAGCUGUGUGGAUCCCAUCCUCUAUUUCUUGGCAGGAGACACCUUUAGGCGGAAGCUGUCAAGGGCAACUAGAAAAGCAUCUAGAAGAAGCGAAGCGAAUGUGCAGUCAAAGAGUGAAGAGAUGACUCUCAACAUCUUAUCGGAGUACAAGCAAAAUGGAGACACAAGCUUGUGAAGACAGAGAAUUGGAUUGCUCAAGACACCCAACUGUUAGCACUAUGGGAUGCACUCAUUUGUGUCUGUCUCUUUCAUGUAAUGAUUUUAUGGCUAAAAGUCAAUUGACAUACAGAGACAGGCUAGAACGAUGAUUUAUCCUUGAGGAAACGGAAAGUUCUAAGGCAUUUGUGAUAGACAUUUGCAUUCCCACCAAAAUCUGAGGAACAAAAAGAAGGGAUAGUGUUUUUUCUCCCUGUAGGAUCGUCUUAUCUCCACAAGCUAAGCAUUGAUCUGAAUCUACAGUUUUUUCUUCUUCUAACUAUUCCAGAGUUUAACUGUGAAUAAGUUUUAACUACUGCUAACAUGGUGAAGGAAUGUAUUUCAAAAAGUUGUUAUGUGCUGAUAUUUUUUAAAGAGUAUUACUAAAUUAGAUGGGUUUUUUUUGUGAACAUGUUUUGUUUUCUAAAGCAAUGGACUUUAUAAAUUAUUUUACUGGAGAGACGUUUUGAUUUUAAAAGAGUAUUCUUGCAAUAUACAGCUGUACUUAUUUUGUGACAGCCAUCUCAAUUAGAGAGAGCUGGGCUGGACAUAGCCACUAAAUAUUACUGUCAUAGUCAUUUAGCUGUGUUUUGGUUGUUUAAAAAACAAAAAAACAUAAAAGUAAUUAGACAAAAUGUGGUGAUACUAUGCUAGCCAAAUCUCAAUAUAUCAAACUGGAGGAAUGUUGUUAUAACACGUUUUUACUGAUAAUCUCUAGUUGAAUGAAAUUUCGGUGCCAAUAUCGGUACUAGGUGUAUAUGAAGCCCUUGAGUACAUAAUACUAGACAAUCGCUCUUUAGAAGAGUGUUUAUAGUCCAUGACCAUUUUAUUGCACAACAAAAACAUUUCAAAAUUAAUAACAAAGUUAGGAGAAAAAGGCACAAUUAAAGUAAAUUUUAGUCAUUUUGAAUAUAAUGUGCAAGGGCUUUCUGUGAAAGGGUCAAUACUACCUAUCUAGGCACUAUUUAUUAUAAAAUAUCUGUAAGGUGUUUGUGUGAAGACUAUGUGAAUAUACGGUAUGUUAGUGGAGAGUAAGUGAAUUCAGUUUCUAAGCAUGGCUGUUAUGGUGAACGAUGUAUGCUAGAAGGAUGAAGUCCAUUAUGUCCCUUUGACCUACAGAUCUUGCCCUUGUACCACUUACUACUGAGAAACAUAUUAUUUGUAUGUAUAAGAAUAUUUCUCAAAACUAGACAUCAGGACUUUUUAUUUACUGCUCAGUAACUAACAUUACAAUCAUUUUCUUGAAUUGUGGCAUGAUGUAGCCGUAUAUCAUGUCAAAGAUUAUAUGAAGGGAUAAAUGUGAUUUAUAUGUUAAACGUACUGUGUAUGUUUGGAGUAUAGUAUCUGUUUAAUGCUAACGUAAAAAAAAUGUUUUAUUUUUGUACUAUUUUCUGUAAUUUAAUAUAGUUCAGUAAAUCUGUUUUAUCUGUGAGUAAGUGCCAUUUAAUUGAUUCGCCUAUGGAGACAGUGUUACUUGACAUUUUAAGCCUCUCUCAGGUUUUGUAGAAUAACUACCAACGGUGUUUAACUUUCACAAUAAAAGGGUUCAUUUGUCUGAGGAGCUGUGAUGUCUGCAUGCAGGAUAUGUGUACAGCAUGUGAGUAGAUGAUAGCUACCAAACAUCAACCUAGUAGAAGCAGCAACUUUGACCCCAAGUGUGUCUGGUAUUGUACUUGGCCAUUACAAACUCAGAGACCCAAUAAAACUCUUCAAUAUUUUCUGCUGUUUUUAUAUCAUUAACUCUGAAAAUGUUAAAGCAAUCACUGAUGUUUUUAGCAAAUGCAGAGUCAAUUUGGUGAGCUGGUUAAGAAAAACCUGUCCAAUGACUUGACUAUAUUUGCAGAUAGUAAUUGGCAAGUAGUGAAUAUCUUUUUAUGCUUUUGAUAUGGCAACUGUUAAGCUUACUUAGCAGCCUCACACUUCACAGUAGUCAGUGUUCAUUUUAUAUCCGUGUAAAGUGUAUAACUAUGCAUGACAGGAGGUGCAAACGUUCAUUCGUUUUAAAUUUCACAUUGGGAAUCAGCCCCUAUGUGAACGGAUGUGCCGUUGCUUUUCAGUAUGUACACUGUGUAUGGAAGAAGAAAGGUUCCACUCAUUACCUUUGAUUACAGUGUCUGCUUUUGAUACCGGUCUACAAGACAAGGUACUAUGCAAAUUCAUCUCCAUCAGUUCUGUGAUGUUAUAGCAUGACAACCCUCUAACCUACACUAAUGUGUUUUCCAAACAGAGCAUAAACAAGUGUGCUUUAUUUUGAUUGAAUGCUAAUAAGCAUGACAAUGUAGAAGUGUUCAU
This is a messenger RNA of Pseudophryne corroboree (corroboree frog), 3723 nucleotides long. RefSeq names its product purinergic receptor P2Y1 (gene P2RY1). Gene Ontology annotation, cellular component: plasma membrane. The record is from RefSeq and is a predicted model, not a curated record. Bases 326 to 1411 code for a protein of 361 amino acids. Gene Ontology annotation, biological process: relaxation of muscle; phospholipase C-activating G protein-coupled receptor signaling pathway; platelet activation. NCBI's taxonomy places the organism in Eukaryota, Metazoa, Chordata, Amphibia, Anura, Myobatrachidae. Gene Ontology annotation, molecular function: G protein-coupled ATP receptor activity; A1 adenosine receptor binding; G protein-coupled ADP receptor activity. The transcript has 2 exons.